AUGUUGCUCAAAAAUCCGUUCCUGUUUUUCGUACAGGCCGUGGUCUUCGCUUCAUCCACCAGUCACGGGCAGGCGGAGUGCAGCGCUCUCCCGGACAACAACGAAGAUUGGCACCGUGGCAGCUGGAACAUGGAUUCUUCAAAAUGCUGCUUCAGCGACGAACUCCUGGGCAUGCACUCUUGGCUACCCCAACCAGCUGCGCAGCUCAGCACGACGUCGAUUACGUCAGCGAUGGAAGAGAGUAUAAAUCGCUUGGACCGGGCCAUCUUCACCAGUGGGCACGGCGGAAGCUCUGCGAAUAUGUUGCUCAGGAAUCCGUUCCUGUUUUCCGUACAGCAACGCUCCCCCAUUGGUCACGGGUGAAUGGCACGGAUACAUCAGCUGCAGCACGAAACUUACGGACAUGAAAGCGGAGCGGAGCAAGCUUUGCACUGUAUGUCACAGUAUGUGCAACCACAUUGCUGAUUCAAGUCAGCUGCAGCAGCAGUCGGCACGAUGUGCCAUUUCUUUGUAAUACUAAUAAAUCAGUAUAAUCUUCUACACUUAA
Rhipicephalus microplus (southern cattle tick) is the source of this 547-nucleotide messenger RNA. RefSeq lists its product as uncharacterized. NCBI's taxonomy places the organism in Eukaryota, Metazoa, Arthropoda, Arachnida, Ixodida, Ixodidae. The record is from RefSeq and is a predicted model, not a curated record.